AUGUUCCGGAAGACUUUGUUCUAUGACGAGCUAUCUGCUAACAUGAUUCCCCUCGCCCUGUUACUUUCGAUGUUUGCGGUUUCAUCUCGAUUUGCUGGCAUCAGCUGUUACACUGAUUCAGGCUCUUCAGACCAGCCGCAGCAAUAUUUCGAUGCUGCGUAUAAAGAAUUCCGCCAGGAAAUGGAUCGGAAUCGACCGGUGGAAUUGAACGACGUGAAAACCGCAUGUCUCCUUGCAUUAUACGACUAUACGUCAGCGCCCAGCCGUCGGGCAUGGCUACUCGUUAGAGAUGCCAUGAGUCUCGCGUUGGCUGCGCGGCUACAUGAGGUCGACAGCGUAGACUCUUUGGCCGAAUUCUCCGACCCCGAAAAGGAAGAGCGGCGGUUCGUGUGGUGGACAAUUUGGAAGUUAGACUCCACAGUCAACGUCUCAACAGUGACCCCUUUCGGGAUCGACUGUCGGAUGAUAGGGACUGCCUUGGUGUCGACGACUGUUCAAGACUUCACAGCCGAUACCGUGGGACCAAUAGUACCGGUGAUACCAGAAAUGGACCCAGUCAAGUCCUGGAGUUCAAUCUUGGCCCCCAAUCUACAGGAUACGGGAGAUGGAUUCAACACUCAUUUGUUUGCCGUAUCUUUGCUACGAGCAGUCUCCGAAUGUCAACAGCGCCUCAAUGCAAAACUGUGCCCAGAAGAGAUUGCCCGAGCAGAUACCCUCAAUCGCAUACUAUCCUCCCUCCACCUAAUUCUACCAGACAGUUUCUUCAGUCCAACUAAACGUCUCAUGGAACAAGAACAUGCACACAGGUUACGACUGGAAACUAAUAUCAUGUUAAACACGUUCGUUUAUUUCUCUAUUUCUCUAUCUUUACUUGGUCGAUUUGCUUACCCACCAUACCAUUAG
Messenger RNA from Penicillium coprophilum, 903 nucleotides. RefSeq names its product fungal specific transcription factor domain-containing protein. NCBI's taxonomy places the organism in Eukaryota, Fungi, Ascomycota, Eurotiomycetes, Eurotiales, Aspergillaceae. Gene Ontology annotation, biological process: DNA-templated transcription. Gene Ontology annotation, cellular component: nucleus. The transcript has a single exon. Gene Ontology annotation, molecular function: DNA binding; zinc ion binding. Bases 1 to 903 code for a protein of 300 amino acids. The record is from RefSeq and is a predicted model, not a curated record.